UUCAACUAACACUGCAUGUUGACAAGUUGGUGAAACGGUUGAGAAAACAAGUGAGUUUCAAUCGAAAGAUUAUCUUAAAAGAGUGUUAGUGUUUACUAUGAAGUGUAUUACCUCAGAAAAUGCUAGAAGAAGAGGGAGAAAAAAAAAACUUUAAUUAUCCUCUGCAGAGAAUUUAGUGCCGCUGUUCAGGUAUCUCUCAGCUCAGUUCCCUCUCCUUAGGCCACCAAGAUGAAGGCCUCGGCUCUGCUGUACGCUGCUGCCUGUGCGGUUUUCAGUGUGGGCGUCGCUGCUGCUGCCACUGCCGCCGGUGUGAGCAAGCCUCUGCCGGCCGCAGGGGCUGCCAAGCCUCCACCUCCUGCUGGGGCUAAGCCUCCCCCAGGGGCCUCCAUGGCCGGAGGAAUGGGGGCUUUCGCGUCCUUCAUGCCGUCGGCAGCCAUGAUCAAAUCCUUCAUCCCGACGCCCGAGGAGAUCCAGGAGCUCCAGGCCCUUCACACCACGCCCGCCCCUCCCCCUCCUCCCCCAACCCUCCCUCCGACCGCCUCCCCCGCCGACAUGUUUGCCCCCGCCCCUCUCCCGCCCCCUGGCGUCUACCCUCCGCCCGGAGUUAUCCCUCCCCUUGGGUCCUUCUCUUCGUCGCCUGCUUCUUCUCCUCCUUCGUCGGGUCUUUUGCCUUACGGGGCCUUGGCGCCAUCCGGAGUCCUCCCACCGUCGGGGGCUUUCCCUCCUUCAGGCGCCAUGCCUCCCUCAGGGGUCUACCCUCCCCCCGGUGCCUUGCCUCCCCCUGGGGCCUACCCUCCCCCCGGUGUCUUGCCUUCCCCUGGGGCCUACCCACCCCCCGGUGUCUUGCCUCCCCCUGGGGCCUACCCUCCCCCCGGUGUCUUGCCUCCCCCUGGGGCCUACCCUCCCCCUGGUGCCAUGCCUCCUCCUGGGUCUUAUCCUCCUCCCGGGGCCUUGCCCCCCGCGGGCGCCUACCCUCCCCCCGGCGCCAUGCCUCCCCCAGGGGCUUUUCCCGGUGGACUAACUUCUGGAACUUUCUCGUCCGCAGGUCCCGCCGGCUCUGCGAAGGCUUCUGGUUCCAAGUCUUCCUCGGCCUCUGGUGGCGGCAUGGGCCCAAGUAGCUUUAUGCCCGGGGGUGGCAUGGGCAGCUUUAUGCCCAGUGGCAUGGGCUCUGGUGGUAUGGGAAGCUUUAUGCCAAGUGGCAUGGGCUCUGGAGGCAUGGGCAGCUUCAUGCCCAGUGGUAUGGGCUCUGGAAGUAUGGGCAGUUUUAUGCCUAGUGGCAUGGGUUCUGGGAGCAUGGGCAGUUUUAUGCCAAGUGGCAUGGGCUCUGGCGGUAUGGGCAGCUUUAUGCCCAGUGGAAUGGGCUCUGGAGGCAGCUUUAUGCCCAGCGGAAUGGGCGCAGGCGGUGCAAGCAGCUUCAUGCCCGGCGGCGCUGCUUCUGGCGGCACGGGCGCCACGGGAUCUAUGGGCGAACCAACCAUGUCUCCAGCUGUGGCCAAAUUGGUAGCCAAAUAUGAAUCCGCUGCGACUAACUUCAUGGGAAUGGGAGCCGCUUAAAGUCACUUGUCGUCGACCUGAACUGAUGGAAUCUUUGUGGUAACCUUCCCUUCUACACCACCGUCUUCAGCAAUUUACCACACACUAUUCUCCCAUAACCUGAAGGAACUGUUUAACAUGAAUCUAUGAAGUCUAUCUUACGAGGUAGCGAACAGAAUGAGCUCUCAACAACUCUCAGGAGGUCGGAUGCUGUCUAAGAAGUCAAUGGAAGAAGGAAAAUGAUUAUUUCUUGCUGACUCGCCGUUUUCCUCUUUCAACUGUGAAAUGCAAAUAAAAAUACGACUUUUUGGGAAA
Molecule: messenger RNA, 1848 nt
Organism: Penaeus chinensis
Lineage: Eukaryota; Metazoa; Arthropoda; Malacostraca; Decapoda; Penaeidae
Product: basic proline-rich protein-like
Exons: 3
Coding region: 229-1554 (441 amino acids)
Source: RefSeq, a predicted model, not a curated record